AUGGGCAUGAGGAUCAAGUUGCACAGCACCAAUCACCCCAACAACCUGCUGAAGGAACUCAACAAGUGCAGGCUCUCCGAGACCAUGUGCGACGUCACCAUUUUGGUGGGCACCCGCUCCUUUGCCGCACAUAAGGCUGUUCUGGCCUGCGCUGCAGGCUACUUCCAGAACCUCUUUCUGAACACAGGGCUGGAUGCUGCUAGGACCUAUGUAGUGGAUUUCAUCACACCGGCCAACUUUGAGAAGAUCCUCAGCUUUGUGUAUACCUCGGAGCUCUUCACAGACCUAAUCAACGUGGGCGUCAUUUAUGAGGUGGCAGAGCGGCUGGGCAUGGAAGAUCUGCUGAAGGCCUGCCAUUCAACCUUCCCUGACUUGGAGAGCUCAACCAUCACGAAGCAACCCGCCCUGUCCAUGAGCGAAGGCCGGUCAGGUCCUCUGAGCAGCACCUCCUCAGAGCAGAGCCAUUCUUUGAGUGAAAUCCGGAGUGGCGUAGAACAUUUUGGCCCUGAACGGAAUUACAUCUUGCACGGGGAAGUGGCAGGCAGCUACAAAGAGGAUGACAGGAAUACCGUGAUUCCCCUGAUGCAUCCCCAGCAGCCUCCCAAGGCAGAACAGGAAUCGGAUCAGGGGCAGUUUGCUCCUGCUGCGAGUAUGGCAACCCAGCCCAGCCUGGGGGGCGUGAACAUCGUUGUUCAAACCACUGCAAGCUCCUGCCAGCAGUAUAAGGUCCAGAGCAAUGGCGACUAUGGCAAGGGUGGCUUCUUUACCACUGAUCCUUCCCUGGACAUCUCCACGGGGAGCAACUCUUGUCCCAGCAACAGUGACCACUCCAAAGAGCAAGGUUUUGGGCAGAUGGAUGAGCUUCAGCUGGAGGAUUUGGGCGAAGAUGAACUGCAUUUUGAAGAUGCCAGUGAAGAGCUGGGCCCAUCGGAAGAAGUUAUUGAGCUGAGUGAUGAUAGUGAAGAAGAGCUGGCCUUUGAGAAUGACAGCCGGGAUAGCAAGGCCAUGCCCUGCCAGGUGUGCAAGAAGGUCCUGGAGCCCAACAUCCAGCUGAUCCGCCAGCACGCGCGAGACCACGUUGAUCUGCUUACCGGGAACUGCAAGGUCUGUGAAACCCACUUCCAGGACCGGAACUCCAGGGUCACUCAUGUUUUGUCCCACAUCGGCAUCUUUCUCUUCUCCUGUGACAUGUGCGAGACCAAGUUCUUCACCCAGUGGCAGCUGACCCUCCACCAACGAGAAGGUGUCUUUGACAACAACAUCAUCGUCCACCCCAGCGACCCGCUGCCGGGGAAGAUCACCAUGUUUGGGGGAGGGCCCGGCUCAGAGCUGGCGUGCGCUGCCUGCGGGAAGCCUUUGGCCAAAGAUUUCCACACCGUCCGCAACCACAUCAUGGACCACGUGAACUUGAAAAGCCAGACAUGCGGUGUGUGUGACCAGAGGCACCUCAGUCUCUGCAGCCUGAUGUGGCACACCCUGUCUCACUUGGGGAUCUCAGUCUUCUCCUGCUCUAUUUGUGCCAACAGCUUUGUGGAUCGGCACCUUUUGGAGAAGCACUUGGCUGUUCACCAGAACAUGGAGGAGGCUCUUUUCCGGUGCCACUUCUGCGGCCAGAGCUUCAAGCUGGAAGCGGCGUAUCGUUACCACGUCAGCCAGCACAAGUGCGGGGGCAGCCUGGACAUCCGACCCAGCUUUGGAGACCGUCUCCAGCAGCAGGGCCUGCAGAAGAGGAAGCUGCCGGAGGAGUUCCUGAGCGAAGACUUGUCGCUGCAAAACCAGCCAGGCAACAGCAAGUACAGCUGCAAGGUCUGUGGGAAGAGGUUUGCCCACACCAGUGAAUUCAACUACCACCGGAGGAUCCACACCGGAGAAAAGCCCUACCAGUGCAAGGUGUGCCACAAGUUCUUCCGUGGCCGCUCCACCAUCAAGUGCCACCUGCGGACGCACUCGGGAGCCCUCAUGUACCGCUGUACUGUUUGCGGGCAUUACAGCUCCACGCUCAACCUCAUGAGCAAGCACAUAGGCGUGCACAAAGGCAGCCUCCCCCCGGACUUCACCAUCGAACAGACUUUCAUGUACAUCAUCCAUUCCAAAGACGCGGAGAAAAACACAGACAGCUGA
Molecule: messenger RNA, 2121 nt
Organism: Phaethon lepturus (White-tailed tropicbird)
Lineage: Eukaryota; Metazoa; Chordata; Aves; Phaethontiformes; Phaethontidae
Gene: ZBTB39
Product: zinc finger and BTB domain containing 39
Exons: 1
Coding region: 1-2121 (706 amino acids)
Biological process (GO): negative regulation of transcription by RNA polymerase II; regulation of cytokine production; regulation of immune system process
Molecular function (GO): protein binding
Source: RefSeq, a predicted model, not a curated record